AAUGGUUUACAGCAUGGUGUAGGAAAAUGGCUCUCAGUCUUAGUAACACCCUGAAGAUAUUAACAGGAGCUCGUCUCCAGUUUUUUAGUUCACACACCCAAUUUUGUGUUUGCGCUUCAGUGAAUAGUUCCGUUCAGAUUCGUGGAUAUGCUAAAAAAGCCGCUGCUAAAGGAAAAGGCAUGGUGAAGGAUGUACUCAAGGGCCCAGAGGUGUGUAAAGACCCAGUGAGGCUGACCUCAUACGCUGUGGGAGCAAACAUCUACAAACAAGGAGAAGAUCCACCACUAAAACCCAAAGAGGAAUAUCCAGCAUGGUUGUUCGAGUUGGAACUUGGUCCCCCCAAAAAACUCCACGAGCUGGAUCCAGAGAGCUAUGAAUACUGGAAGCUUUUGAGGAAGGAGCACAUCUGGCGUUUCAAUAAACUUCAUAAAGGAAAGAAACUCUGAGAAACUCUUGCAUACUUAUUUAGCUUUGAGGAACUUUCAUUGUGACAAUAACGGGAAGCAGCCGCCGGAUUGAUGCAGUUCAGGCCAUGAUCAACUUUCUGAUCUGUUAAUCAUGUGAAGUGUUUGGUUCUGUCAGACUUGCUUGUCGGUCGACACUUAUGUCAAGUGCUCUGUUUAUUUAUCACAUUGCCUCAGGAGCAACUAUUACAGAGUCUGCAGGGAAAUGUAGUUGGAAUGCGCACCAAUGUUUUUGUCCAAACAUGAAGUGUCUUUAUUCAACAUCAUAAUGUUUUUGUAUGUAAAUAAACUGAACACUGUUUGUUUUUCCUA
Messenger RNA from Neoarius graeffei (lesser salmon catfish), 776 nucleotides. It is a transcript of the gene mrpl54, whose product is annotated as mitochondrial ribosomal protein L54. Lineage: Eukaryota; Metazoa; Chordata; Actinopteri; Siluriformes; Ariidae. Gene Ontology annotation, molecular function: structural constituent of ribosome. The transcript has 3 exons. Bases 27 to 446 code for a protein of 139 amino acids. Gene Ontology annotation, cellular component: mitochondrial large ribosomal subunit. The record is from RefSeq and is a predicted model, not a curated record.